AUGUCGCGUUCGCCGGGAAAUUCCAAACCCGAUUCCACCGGGUCGGGUAAAAUCGCCGAUCGGUUUCGUGAAGUGGUGAGUUUAGUAACGAACGCGAAAGCGAAAGCGAAAGCGAAAGCGAAUAAACCGGAUAUUCGUGAACUCGAUCAUGGUUCACCAGUUUCGCCAUUGAGGCGGGGAGGACCGACGGUUAGUAGUAGUUCGGGUUCUUCUGGAUCUUUCUCUGGUAAUAAGACCGGGUCUAUACCGGUUUCGAAGAAGUCGACUUCGGCGCCGAUUCAUAGCAGUAACUCUGGCGAGCUUUCUGGUUCGAGUGAGAACAGUCCGACGGCUAAUAGAUCCGGAGGGAAUGUGAGAGGUUUGAAACCGAAAGCGGGCGAUUCGAGAUCCAAUUCAGGAUCCGGAGCGACUCCGAAGUCACAUUCUCCGAAGAUACAUUCUCCGAAGAUACAUUCUCCGAAGACACAUUCUCCGAAGAUACAUUCUCCGAAGACACAUUCUCCGAAGAUACAUUCUCCGAAGACACAUUCUGGUUCUGGUCAAACUGUGAACUCUCCGCCGGUGCCUGUUCUUCCCGCCGGGAAUAUUUGUCCUUCUGGAAAGGUCGUGAACACCGGCAUGGAGAACAAGAAUACAAAGAGUGAUGUUCUUGGUUAUGGAACUGGGAACUAUGGCCACGGUAGUAUAAUGCGCGCCGGCGCCGGGAGAGUUGAUACUAGUAGCGUUAGAGGCGGCAUUCGGAGUGAUUCGGGGAAAAGAGGGGUGGAGAGUGUGGAUCCGGAACAGCUCAAGUUAGUAGGGAAUGAGCAUUACAAGAACGGUCAAUUUGCUGAGGCGUUGAGUUUUUAUGACCGUGCUGUUGCUGUUUUGCCGAGAAGUGCAUCUUACCGGAGCAACCGCGCCGCCGCGUUGAUCGGUUUGGGUAGAUUGUCUGAAGCUGUGAGGGAAUGUCAGCAGGCACUUUAUUGCGAUCCUGAUUAUGAUAGGGCUCAUCAUCGAUUGGCUUCUCUAUUCAUAAGGUUAGGGCAAGUUGAGAAUGCUAGGAGACAUCUUUGUCAUCCUAGAUUGACUCCGAAUCCGACCGAGAUGCUCAAGUUGCAACUGGUGGAUAAGCAUAUUAGUAAGUGUAUAGAUGUUAGGAGGUCAGGGGAUUGGAAUAGUGUUCUGAGGGAACUUGAUAGUGCUUCUACUGCUGGAGCUGAUUCUUCUCCUCAGCUCUUUAUGUGUAGAGCAGAAGCCCUUUUGAAACUUCAUCAAAUUGAUGAUGCAGAAUCAGUUUUGUCACAUGCUCCGAAAUCGGAUCCAGAAAUUAAUCAUUCACCUUUUGAAGCAACAUUUUUUGGGAUGUUUGCUGAAGCUUAUUCCUUCUAUGUCAGAUGUCAGAUAGAGAUGGCAUUGGGAAGGUUUGAGAAUGCGGUUACAUCUGCUGAGAAGGCAAAUCAUAUUGAUCCCCAAAAUGUUGAAAUUGCUGUUUUGCUUAACAAAAUAAGGAAAGUGGCAAGAGCUCGAACUCGUGGCAAUGAUCUUUUCAAAUCUGACCGGUUCACUGAAGCUUGCUCGGCAUAUGGAGAUGGUUUGAGAGUGGACCCUUCAAAUUCUGUUCUGUAUUGCAAUAGAGCAGCAUGUUGGUAUAAGAUUGGUCAAUGGCAAAAAUCAAUUGAAGACUCUAACCAAGCUUUACUUUACCGACCAAAUUAUACAAAAGCUCUUCUUCGAAGGGCUACAUCAUAUAACAAGCUAGAAAAGUGGGAAGAAGCGGUUAAAGAUUACGAGGUCUUGCGAAAAGAACUUCCAAAUGACAAUGAUGUUGCUGAAGCUCUUUUUCAUGCAAAUAUUUCACUCAAAAAAUCUCGUGGAGAAGAAGUUACUAAUUUGAAGUUUGGUGGUGAAGUGGAACGAGUAUCAGGUCUUGAGCAGUUUAGAACUGCAAUAUCUUCAUCAGGUGUUUCUGUUGUCCAUUUUGAAGGUGCAUCAAACUCGAAAUGCAGGCAAUUAUCGCCAUUUUUGGAUACAUUAUGUGCCAAAUAUCCAUAUGUUAACUUCCUCAAGGUGGACAUUUAUGAAAACGCGACAGUUGCAACUGCUGAGAAUGUUAGAUUUGUACCAACCUUCAAGAUAUACAAAAAUGGAAACCAAAUGAAGGUAAUCGUAAGCCCUAGUCGCGACGUGUUGGAGCAGUCUGUCAAGCAUUACAGCCUUUAG
Molecule: messenger RNA, 2202 nt
Organism: Vicia faba (fava bean)
Lineage: Eukaryota; Viridiplantae; Streptophyta; Magnoliopsida; Fabales; Fabaceae
Source: the annotation of a GenBank genome assembly